Messenger RNA from Penaeus indicus, 5325 nucleotides. RefSeq lists its product as uncharacterized. The record is from RefSeq and is a predicted model, not a curated record. NCBI's taxonomy places the organism in Eukaryota, Metazoa, Arthropoda, Malacostraca, Decapoda, Penaeidae. The coding region runs from base 1 to 5325 and encodes 1774 amino acids. The transcript has 7 exons.
AUGGCGCUCACUCAGCCUCGCGUCUCAUGCCAGACUCCCUACAUUCCCUACUUCCUAGCCGCCCUCUCCCUCGCCAGCGCUCCCAAUUCAACACAAACGAAGAGGCGACGAAGGCGAGAAAGUCCGCCAAAAAUGUCAGCUUUAGAGAGGGAAAUCGCGUCUCUAGUACAGGACAAGUACUUAAUGACGAGCCUCGGUGCGAGUGUGAGCCAGUGGAGUCCCGAAGCCCUUGCCAGAGCGUACCAGAGGCUGUUAAGUGUGUAUGACAGCUGCUUCGACUCCCCUUCCUCGAUCAGCUGUGUGAAGACCAGGCUACAGCAUGUCCAGAAAUGUCUCCGUCUGCUUGGGAUUGGCCACCUCGCUCCAAAGCUGGAUGAGCUGACAGAUACUGGCAGAGCUUUAAGGAUCAUCUCUGCCCUCGAUGACAAGAUAUCUGCAAAACAUAGUGUUCAGAUAGCAGCCAAACGGAACAGAGUUAUAAUGAAACAGGAAGAACUCAGAAACAAGCCGGCCAAGAAAGUAGUCAAAGUUCCUGUUCGCAAAGAAAAAUUUGAGCAAGAGAAUGUUGACCCAAAUAUCAUUUCCACGAAUCCUGAGGAGCCAGUUGGAAAGACGUCCACCAGCACAUCCUCGUCAGGAGCCAUUAUGACACAGAAUGAAUGGUUGAUUCAACAGAAGGCAGACUCUCAGCCCACAGAAGCACCAAAGGAGGAAAAAAUUCCAACUAUUAUUCCAACAGGUCGCCAACUACCCAGAACUCCUGUCAAACCAUCUGAUCUUCCACCUGAAGAUACUGACUCUCCAGAAACUCAGCAUGAUCCAGAAACUUCAUGUGCAAUAGAAAACAGUGACAAGGAUUCACCUUUUUUGUCUGUUGCUCCAGCAACUAAUUAUAUUCCAAGUGGACGACAACUUCCCAGAACACCAAAGGCUGAGGAAGACUUCAAUUCUAGUGAUGAUCAGUCAGAAUUUAGAAACUCUGAGUCUCUCUUGGAAGAAAAGUCACAUCAUAGCAUUAACCUUGCAACACAGAACAAAACCGAGACUAACAGAAGAGGAACCUUUGUCCUUCCAACACCCCCAAGAUGCCAACAAACAGUGCUUUUGUCAGAGGAUUCUCUAACUGAUAGUGAAAGACGGGGCACUUUCACUUUCCCGCCACCUUCAGGAUAUGAAAAUAAAGAUUCAUACAGUGAAGUUAGUGAGAGUACUGGUGAUAGGAGAGGGACAUUUACUCUUCCGUCACCUCUAGAAAAUGAGAGAGAUGAUGACACUCUACUAGAUAGAAGGGGCACAUAUACUUUCCCCCCUCCUGCAGAGUUUAAGGGAGAAGAUUCGUAUGGUGAGGAAGUGGACAGUGAAGAAAACAGGAGCACAUUCACCCUCCCACCUCCUGUUGGGUAUGAGGAAGAAGAGUCCCACAGCAAUGUCACUGAAGUUGAUGCAGAUAGAAGGAGUACAUUCACCCUUCCUCCUCCAAGUGGAUAUGGAGAAUAUGACACAUACAGUGCAGCUAAUGCACCAAAUAGAAGAGGAACAUACAAUGUCUCAUCUACUGAAAUGGAUGGAGACUCCUUUGAUUCUUCCCAAGAUGAGGAUGAUAACAUUUUUCAAAGUGAAACCAAAAGAAGAGAAACAUUUGCCAUCCCUUUACAUUCUGAGAAAGAGGGAAGAAGGGAUACAUAUGCUAUUAGUGGUCCUUCAGAUGAUGACAGACGUGGUACAUAUGCUAUCAGUGGUCCUUCAGAUGAUGACAGACGUGGUACAUAUGCUAUUAGUGGUCCUUCAGAUGAUGACAGACGUGGUACAUAUGCUAUCAGUGGUCCUUCAGAUGAUGACAGACAUGGUACAUAUGCUCUCAGUGGUCCUUCAGAUGAUGACAGACGUGGUACAUAUGCUCUCAGUGGUCCUUCAGAUGAUGACAGACGUGGUACAUAUGCUAUCAGUGGUCCUACAGAUGAAGGGGACAGACGUGGUACAUAUGCUAUCAGUGGUCCUUCAGAUGAAGGGGACAGACGAGGUACAUUUGCUAUCAGUGGUCCUUCAGGUGCUAGUGAUAGACGGGGUACUUAUAAUCUAGGUAAAGGCCCAUGCACCUCAGAAGACUAUGUAGGGCCAAUUUGCUCAAACAAAAUGAAAAAGGAGAUUUUAGUUUUUGGUCAAGAUUCUCUCAACACUAAGCCCAUGGGACCUAUUCCAGAUUUAAGCGAAUUUGAUGAUCUCCCAUUUACUGAUGAAGUUACUGUAAGUGAUCGUACAUUUCAGACUGAUUCUGUUGAAUCUUCUAGAGAAGUGUCGGAGCUUUCAGAGAGAUAUAUGGAUACACCGUUUAAGAGUAAUGAAGUAAAGAAUGCUUCCCAUGAGGAUAUGCCUUUGCCAGUCACUAGUGUAAUGGUAGAUAAUAGUGUGGCUUUACAACCUCCAACAGCUAGAGAAAAUUAUAUUCCACGAGGAAAACAGAUACCAAGGACACCCAAUGAGAAUGACUCAAGGGAAAAGAGCAGCUCUUUGAUAAACAGUACUGGAAGUGCAACUGAAACUACAUUUGAGCAUUCCAGUAUAGGAGGUGAUGCCAAUUUCUCUGUUCAGAUAUUUGUCGCAACUCCAAAGAGACCCCAGAAUGCUAAACUGACUGGAGCAAAAGAACAUGAUGCAGCAUUGAUUGAGAUCCCCAAAGAUGACAGCGAUAUGCCAAGAAACGAAAUCCAAAACAAUCAUGGCACUACUUCAGAUACAAAAAUAACACUUCAAGUAAAACAAAACUCUAAGCAGCUUCAGCCAAAAUUGAUGGAGGAAAGUCCUAGGCUGGAUUGGGAUGCUAAUAAUCCUUCUGAAAAAUAUUCAGAUACCAGCAAUGUUGAUCUUCAAGAUAGGAUUUUGGAAGAUAAGUCACCAAACCAUCUUGUAGAUUCUCCUUGCUUGAAGAAAACCAACAUCUCAGACUUUGAUGAUUCUUUGGAGAUUUUCCCCUCAAAGACUAGAAAAAUAACCAUGAAGAAUGAGAAUUCCAUCACAGGUAACCUUGGAGAAGCGAGUAGAGUAGCAGAGGGUGAAUUAACAAAAGAAAAUACUUCUAUUAUGGAUACCAAGAGGACUAAGAUGGGUGGUACUGAGAACAAGAGUGAAAGUCAUGGUAGUAGUGAGGAAGAGAUGCAGAAUAAGUAUGCACUUGACAGAAAUGAGUUCCAUGAAACAAUAGAAGAGGACAUAAUGCAUAAUCCUGAAGGAAAAAGGAAGCAAGGUAGAGGUAAUAGGAAGGAGAAAACCACAGAAAUGUUGGAGAACCUUGAUGUUUUAGCCAAAACACAGAAAAAGGAUAAAGUCAAAGCAAGGGAGAUGAAACUCGAGAAAAAUGAACCUGAGGUUGAAAACAACUCUGAGAAAGUAAGAAAUAUUAAAGAAAAGGAAAACAACAUGCCUCCAGAAAGAGAAGUUAAUUUGAAACAUAAAAACACGAAAAGCAAGCAAGAAAAACAACAGAGAUCUGCCAGAGCUUGUGAAGAAAACAAACCUCAUGAUGCUGACCUUAAUUCUUCAAAUGAUACAGAACAUAAUGAUAGCAACCAGCUUUUCUUACAUCCAGUGAAGGCGAAUAGGCAAGGGCAGAAGAUAUCUCAAGAUGACAGCCAAAAGAAAGCAGAAGACACUCAGUCAGUAAAAGAAGAACCUGCUGAACCCAAAGAAAAGAAAUCUAGGCAAAGAAAACCAGCUGAAGAUAAAACAGUUAAGAGAAGAGGUAGGAGAAAGGAAAAUGCAAUAAGUGAAGAUUGUGACAGUAAAGUGGAAACUGCUCUAACAAAAUCUGAAAAAAGUGAAAAACAGGAUUCUGUAGUAGAGCCAUCUAUAGAAAAGGACACAAACAGCAAAAGUGAUGAACUAUCACCAAUCAAAGCAUUGCCCAGACGAGGCAGGAGAAAGAAAAUUGAACCAGUGGAAAUCCUCCAGAUAACAGAGGAUAAAGUGAAUGUAAAACCAACAAAAUCAUCACCCAGUGAAGAUUUGCCAGAAGCACCAGCUAAACAGAUGCGAGGAAGGCCGUCAAGGAGAGCAGCAAAAGAUCCUCUGGCCAAGGAAAAUGAUGUUGAAUUAAAUGAAACCAUACCAGUUCAGAAAGGUAAAAAGAAAUCAGAUGUAGAAGAGAAAACCACAGAAAUGUUGGAGAACCUUGAUGUUUUAGCCAAAACACAGAAAAAGGAUAGAAAACAACAUGCCUCCAGAAAGAGAAAACAUAAUGAUAGCAACCAGCUUUUCUUACAUCCAGUGAAGGCGAAUAGGCAAGGCAGCAGAAGGAAUCUCAAGAUGACAGCCAAAGAAAGCAGAAGACACUCAGAUUCUGUAGUAGAGCCAUCUAUAGAAAAGGACACAAACAGCAAAAGUGAUGAACUAUCACCAAUCAAAGCAUUGCCCAGACGAGGCAGGAGAAAGAAAAUUGAACCAGUGGAAAUCCUCCAGAUAACAGAGGAUAAAGUGAGUGUAAAACCAACAAAAUCAUCACCCAGUGAAGAUUUGCCAGAAGCACCAGCUAAACAGAUGCGAGGAAGGCCGUCAAGGAGAGCAGCAAAAGAUCCUCUGGCCAAGGAAAAUGAUGUUGAAUUAAAUGAAACCAUACCAGUUCAGAAAGACAAGAAGGCUGCUGAUGAACUGACAGAACCUGUAUUACAAGAAGUAGUAAAGGAAACAUUUCAGCCAGAACCAAAAUCCAGGACAAAGAGACAGACAAGGAAAAAGAAUGAUGAGACAGUAAUCAAAAGUCCUACCACUUCCAUUCCAGCCAAGAAAAGUAUAAAGCAAAAGAAGACACAGGAAGAAAAUGCAGAUCUGACAGUAGUAAAAGAGAACACUGAAGAGACUCUCGUAGCAGAAACCAAGAAGAGUACAAGGAGAAAGAAGAUACAGAUGGAAAAUGUAGCUGUGGUGGAAGAGAAAGUAGAAACACUAGAAAAGACUAAAACUGCAAGAACAAGGAAUGACAGAGGAAGCAAGAAGAUACUAGAUCCUGAAACAGAGUUAGGGAGUGAGAACACUCAAACCAGCAAACCAAAAGGAAGGAGAAAAAAAGCCAGUCCCAAUGAUAGUCCUAUAGAUGUCGAGGAACAAAACCAAGAAGCCAAAGAAAAGGAAGUUCAGAAACAGUCAUUGAAAGCUCCCAGGGGUUCUCGUAAAAAGAAGAAUGCAGAGAUAUCACCAGAUGUUUCAUCCCAGGAAGUUCUUCCAGUUGCUGGUCGUCCAGGGCGGCGAUGUAAAGCCAAAGCUUCAGCAGCAAUUGCUGAGACCUUAAAUAGUUCUGACUCUGAUUUUUUGAACACUAUCAGAGCUUAUAAAUGA